Molecule: messenger RNA, 378 nt
Organism: Staurois parvus
Lineage: Eukaryota; Metazoa; Chordata; Amphibia; Anura; Ranidae
Source: the annotation of a GenBank genome assembly
AUGCUUCAGGCUUGGUGUAGGAGGAGGAGUACUGCCCCAUCACUGGUAUCAGUGAGACGAAUACUGCCCCAUCAUUGGUAUCAAUGGGAAGAGUACUGCCCCAUCACUGGUAUCAGUGGGAGGAAUACUGCCCCAUCAUUGGUGUCAGUGGGAGGAUUAGUGUCCCAUCAUUGGUGUCAGUGGGAGGAUUAGUGUCCCAUCACUGGUGUCAGUGGGAGGAGUACUGCCUCAUCAUUGGUAUCAGUGGGAGGAAUAGUGCCCCAUCAUUGGUAUCAGUAGUACUGCCCCAUCAUUGGUAUCAGUGGGAGGAAUAGUGCCCCAUCAUUGGUAUCAGUGGGAAGAGUACUGCCCCAUCACUGGUAUCAGUGGGAGGAAUAG